UGGCUGGGGAAAUCUGGGUUUCAUUUUAAUGGGGAGUAGCCUACCCAGGGCUCGCUGUACAACAUAUGGAUGUGCCGGACGCGUUUCAGUCGCUCUGAGCUUCGUGCGCGCAUGGGCGCAGUGGUUCCCCUCCUCGCAGUGUCCCCACUCUUUUGACUGUGUGACAGGCGCUUUUUUUCUUUCCUUCCUCAUCUUUAAUUAAUUCAACGCGGCGUGUGCGCGAGGCGAGACACAAUCUCGCAUCCGGAUAGUGCGAUAUACCUCACGGAAGACACCCUGAAGGCUAAUUGGAGUGGACCCCUCUCUCUCUCAGUGGACGUCUUUUCCAAAUUCGGAGACAGCGACAGUCACUUGACACCGGGGAAGGGCUCUGGUCAGUCUGAAGUGAAGGGUCACUAAGCUCGGACACUCUCCUUCCACUGACGCACAAUUAUACACACAUCUGCGAAAAAACGACACUCACAUUUACAUCCAUAGACACUUGGGUUUACAUACACACAUACUCACAAAGACUGAUCAGUGCACAAACAUAGAUACACAUUCACAAACAGGAUGAGGGGACUCUGGAGGUACCUGUUGGGCCUGUACCUCCUCGUGUGCUCGUUUUCCACCCAUAGUGCCACCAACCCCUUCGCAGGGCAGCAGACCCCUCCGGACCCUUGCUAUGAUGACACAGGUGCAGCCCGCCGCUGUAUCCCAGAGUUCAUCAAUGCUGCCUUUGGUAAAGAGGUGAUGGUGUCCAGCAUCUGUGGCCGGCCUCCGUCCCGUUCCUGUAGUGUGGUGGAGCGGGGCGAUGAUCGGCCUUCCGUACGCACAUGUCAAAUCUGUGAUGCGGCUGACCCUCGUCGUGCACACCCGGCUUCCUACCUCACAGACCUGAACUCAGCCCACAACCUCACCUGCUGGCAGUCGGAGAAUCUGAACAUUUCCCCGUACAAUGUGACUCUCACCCUUUCAUUGGGUAAAAAGUUUGAAAUCACCUAUGUCAGCCUGCAGUUCUGUUCACCACGACCUGAGUCCCUGGCCAUAUACAAGAGCAUGGACUACGGUAAAACCUGGAUGCCCUACCAGUUCUACUCUUCACAGUGCCGGCGUAUGUACAAUCGGCCCAACAAGGCAACCAUUACCAAGCAGAACGAGCAGGAGGCUCUAUGCACAGAUGGCCAUACUGACCUCUACCCACUCUCUGGAGGACUCAUUGCUUUCAGCACUCUGGAUGGACGGCCCUCUGGUAAAGACUUUGACAACAGCCCAGUUCUUCAGGACUGGGUGACAGUCACCGAUAUCCGUGUGGUCUUCAACCGGCCCCAGCUUCCCCGGGAGCUGGCGCUGGGAGCUGGCAGCAACAGCGGAGGGAGGGAUGAUGAUCCCAUGGCAGUUACAUCGACGCUGCCAACUUAUUUCUAUGCAGUGGGAGAUUUCCAGGUGGGAGGGAGGUGCAAAUGCAACGGACAUGCCUCACGCUGUUUGAAAGACAAGGAAGGCAAACUGGUGUGUGACUGCAAACACAACACAGAAGGACCAGAAUGUGACCGCUGUAAGCCCUUUCACUAUGACCGGCCGUGGCAGAGGGCCAAUGCCCGUGAGGCCAAUGAGUGUCUGCCAUGUAACUGUAACCUCCAUGCCCGCCGCUGUCGAUUCAACAUGGAGUUGUACAAGCUUUCGGGGAGGAAGAGCGGAGGAGUCUGUAUGAACUGCCGCCACAACACUGCAGGACGCCACUGCCACUACUGCAAGGAGGGCUUUUACAGAGACAUGGCCCGACCCAUCACUCACCGACGAGCCUGCAAAGCCUGUGACUGCCACCCUGUGGGAGCAGCGGGCAAGACGUGCAACCAGACCACCGGCCAGUGCCCCUGCAAGGACGGUGUCACUGGCAUCACCUGCAACCGCUGUGCCAAGGGCUACCAGCAGAGUCGCUCACCUGUGGCCCCCUGCAUCAAAAUCCCAGUGGUCAACCCCACUGCUGUGGUGAGCAGCACAGAGGAACCAGCAGAUUGCGAGUCCUACUGUAAACCAGUGAAGGGCAACCUGAAGAUAAACAUGAAGAAAUACUGCAAGAAAGAUUAUGCCGUCCAAGUGAAUGUACUGGACAUGGAGACAGUGGGGGACUGGGCCAAGUUCUCUGUUAAUGUGGUGUCUGUGUACAAGAGCCGGGGCGAGCCUUUGAAGCGAGGCGACAACAUCCUGUGGGUACACAUGAAGGACCUGGCCUGCAAAUGUCCGAAGAUCCAGAUGAGCAAACGAUUCUUGGUGAUGGGCGGCAGCGACGGUGGAACGGGCACAGGGGCGGGAACAGGGGGCGGCCCUGGGGCUGGAGCCACCAGUCCAGGGGCGGAGCGAUUGGGCCUGCUGGCCGAUAAGAACAGCCUGGUGAUCCAGUGGAGGGACGUUUGGACGAGACGUCUGAGAAAGUUCCAGCGCAAAGAGAAGAAGGGGAAGUGCAGCAAAGCAUGAUGGGAAAGCAACAUCUAUCCCUACCUCUCCCCCAUCACUCACCUCCCUGAACCCUGACCCAGCCAUCUCCCUCCCCUUCCCCUGAAUCCUUUCUCCUUCCCCCCUCACAGGAACACUGUGCAUUACAAAGACUGCAUGUACCCUCCCUGUUUUAAGGACCACAUUUUGUGUAUAUUGUAUAAUUAUUUUCCUUUUAUUUUUCAAGUUUUGUCUUUGUUAUGUCACUUGUCUUUUUGUCCAUUGGUUUGCCUUAAAAAGGGACCAUUAAAAAGGGUAUGAAGUGUAGACAAAAGCAGUCGCCAUUCCCUCCUUCAGCGACGACAGCGGCAAUGUCCAACGUUCCCCAACUACUAUCCCGACUACCAGUCGCCUCCUCCUGUCAAGACUGACUGUCUCCUACCACCUUGUUUCGUUACUCACAUGUAAGACUACCAGUGCUCAGACUUCACACACUUCUCUGAGGAUUUUGUUCAACAGCCUUUGUCACUUCGGAGACUGACUAAUAUCAGCAACAAAACAAGCUGCACACUCAAGCUUGGCUGCCUCACGUUUCAUUGUUGAAACAAACUCAACUUGGGUCUGUACAAGCUGGUGUCCCUGAAAACUUUUCAACAUUUGCUGUUUAAAUGUUCAUUAAAAAAAUGGGCCUACUAGCUCCAGGUCUCUGCUGUAACUUAUACAGACUGUAACUCUUGUCCAGUGAGGAACUAAGGGCUCCCUUUGUACAGUAGGGACAUUUUCCACAGCAAACCUCAGUCUCACCACCACUGCUUCUGCCACCAGACAGUCCUCACAGAAUAAACUGCUCAUGUAGGCUCUUACAUCAAGUAUAUGAUGCCACUGCUCAUAGUAGAGUUUAUAUUCUGUGUGGCUAUUUACUAUCUCAUCCAUACCCCUGCCAUAUUCUUAUAUGACAUACAGUAUACAUUGUUGUUUCAUUUAAAGCAGGACAAAUCCUGUUGGCAUGUGUGAGUCAUGUUCCAGGUCUCUCACGAGUGAUUUAUAAACUAAUGUAUCACCAUCAUGAUUCAUUGCUUGUCACUUUUUGGGAAAGAAAUAUUAAGCGGUGUGGACAAAUGGCUGGAAUUUCAGAACAAUACCAAUAUUUCGGAGGAGACUUUUCGCUUUAUGGGUAAUGUCUUCUGCUGGGUAGUGGCCGUCCAGAUGUUGCUGUGUGGCCACUGUCAUUUCUUUGUCUUUAAAUGUCUGAGCGUUUCGGGUUUUUUUGAUGUGUCUAGUGACUGGCAGACGUUUGUUUGCCAAAAUAAGAGAUUGAAACAAGAGUUCCUUUUCAUGCAGUAAAAUGAAAACAAAGUCACAUAAACAACAUAGCCGUGUGUUUUCCUCAAGCAUAUUUUGACAAAAUGAAUGAGGCUGGAAAGUUUUUAGUGCUCACUGAUUGUAUUAUGACAUGAGAGGAUCAUAUUUCAUUCCUCAUGUGCUUUGUUAUGUUUGCAUGUUUGCGGUUUUUUGCUGGUCCAUCAAAACCUUUCAGUUUGCAGAGCAAGAAAUAAACCAACACGAGCAUCGAGAUCCAGAGGAAAGCUUCCUUGGUUCAUCCUCCCCAACUUGACAACCCAAACUAAGUCCCCGUCAUCCUUUACCAAAUAAGCAUAGUCAGUUUUUAAAUCCAAUUAAGACACUAUGAAAGUCCGGACCAGCGAAAACCACAGAGAGACCCGUCUGGCUGCUCUCAAGCUUUUUAUCUGCCUGUAAAGCACAUUUCAAUUAAUUUAAAUAGAGAACAAGAUAAACCCAGAGUUUUGGGGGGCACAUCAAACUAGCAUAGCAGUGAGUGUGCCGACAGGCAUGUCAUGCUAGCUAGUGGUUACGCUCCAUUGGUUGCAGCGGUAUGUUUGGUUUUGUCAUUCGUCCAAAAGUGUCUCUCCUUUGCUCUCUUCUCUGUGGCAGCCACCGUGCUCCCCAAACUCCUUUUUGAACCCAUUUUGCAUGUUUUGUAUUCAGCGUCUUAGAUAAGUGACAGCACAGGACGAGGCUGCCAAAUCUCCUCAGUGGUGCACUGUACUGCACUGUAGUUCCAUGUUUUCACGUCUUAUGUGAAUGUACGUCAAACUGUGAAGAACACUCACACUUAUGUCUGGUCUGAGUGUUUUUGGAAGAAAGAAAAAAAAGUCACCCAGCCUAAGAAUGUGGACACCAUGACAUUUGCUAUUAUAUUAUAUUCAAAUGACUAUCUGUCUGUCUCGUAAUGACAUCUUAAUAAUCCAAUCCAAAAACAACCUGAAACCAAAAUGAGUUAUCACCCAUCAUUUUUUUCUGGUGCGUGACAAAAAAAAAAGCAAAUAAAGGACAAAUCAAGUGUUAAAGUUUGAACAGCUCUAUGGCCCAGGGCACGAUUCCCACCGAUGGAUUUUAACAAAAAUGCAGAACCAAACUCUGUUAUUCGUGUGUAGGCUGUCUGCAGUGGCCUUUCAGACAGGUGGUGUCAGUAGCAACCGUCCCCUCGCCCUGGUAUGCGAGUAUGGCGUGACACAUUAUGAUGGAUGGGCAAAUUACAUGCCCGUGAGGCCUCUCUGGGCGCUCAACUCCUUAAGUGCCCAACACACUCAUGGCGGAAUGAUGAGUGUCCUUGAAUCUGGACUUUCUUUCACAUGGAAUCAAACAAAAAUUCUUCAUUACUUCCUAUUGGCUCUUCUUCAAGGACACAGCCUGAAUGUUGGAAUAAAGAUAUGAAGUAAGAGUGAGCCAGAUGUUUCGGGGGGGUGGAAGCGUUGUCUUGUGAAAGCGUUUUAGGUUUUAGUGAGCCUCACAGGGAGAGCUGUCUUGUUGUUUUACGUUAACAAGCCAUCUUGUUGUUUUAUGUUAACAAGCCCAGCAGCUUGGCAGUGGAACUGAGGCCACAACUGCUUUGCUCCCCCCCUUGCUGCAUUUAUGGCACUCACAGGUGUGUGUUUGAGUGGGUCUCUAAUCAACCUACCAGAGUAAACGAGUGAUAUGCACAUGAACUUAAAGUGCAGAGCGGUGAGAGCGCUCUCAUCUGAAGGGCAACGUUUUUGGGGGGACAGCCUAUGAUAAAGAAUUAUCAUUUACAUUUUCCUGGUCUUAUUCACAUUUCAUUUUUUUCAUGUUUCACUCCCAUCUACACCUUUGCUUGUUUGAGAAGUCUUGAAAUGUUGUAAAUAUGUACUGAACUGCCUCUGCCAUUCAUGUUGUCUUUUUGUAAAUGGUCACUUGGCCUGGGAUGGCUCACGUGUAUGGAUGUACAAACCAGAUGAUGUUAUAUGGAUGUAGAAACCAGAAACAUAUGCUUUUGUGAUCACGACCAUGAAGAUGUGGUUCAGAUAUUACACAGAAUGUAUUUCUUCUUGGUUUUAUGUUGUUUCCAGACAACAGCCGCCCAACUGUUAAUGACUUUGAGGAAAAUCAAGGAAAAAAUGUGACACAGGCUUUUCCCAUAGAGGUACAGACAGGAACUGACACAACAACCCACCGCUCUCCGUUUCAUUAAUUAACGCCCUGGGAAUAACGGUUCCCUCACCGUCCCUUAGCUCAGCCCUGCUCUUCACUUCUGUUAAAUCAGAGUCUUCCUUGUACAUUUUCCUCUGAGGCAAUGAACCACUGACUUUUUAAUCUAAAUGGUAAAAAAUAAAUAAAUUAUUAGUUAAUGA
This is a messenger RNA of Scophthalmus maximus (turbot), 6086 nucleotides long. It is a transcript of the gene ntn2, whose product is annotated as netrin 2. The transcript has 7 exons. Bases 553 to 2457 code for a protein of 634 amino acids. NCBI's taxonomy places the organism in Eukaryota, Metazoa, Chordata, Actinopteri, Pleuronectiformes, Scophthalmidae. Gene Ontology annotation, molecular function: protein binding. The record is from RefSeq and is a predicted model, not a curated record.